AUGACGCAACCGCAAACACCUCCCCAUACCGUCGAUAAAAAUGGUGUGAUUCCAACACUACCUACAAACGCCCAAGAAAAUACUGAAAGUCAAGACACCUCAAAUCAAAAUAUGGAUGUUGAAAUGAAUGUAAAGGCGAGUAUAAUUGCAAAAGCUUGGCGAAAUCAUAGAGAAAAACAAGGCAAAGUAUUAUCUUCCGAAUCUCGUGAUAAACUUCAUUCUGACAAAAAAGCUUGCUUGCAUUUGCUCGAUGAUGGUUCAUGCCCAGUAUGGAAUAAAUGGGAGGAACUACUAAAUACCGUUGAAAGCCAAAUGCAUCGGAAAGAUUCAAAAAUGGCAUUUGCAGUCAAUGUUGUUGAGCGCAUUGGAAAAGGCUCAUGUAAAGUUAAAGAUCAUAUGUGGCUUGUAUUGGAUACAGAGCACUGGUUAGAGAUCUGUGACGACAAACAUAGAUAUGGAGCAAAUUUAAAGAUUUAUCAUGAUUAUUGGUUAAAAACUUCAACACCUGAAAGUUUUUUCAUUUGGCUAGACGAAGGCGGAGGCAAAAAUUUGGAUCUUAAAGCUCGUCCACGUUGUAAGCUCGAAAGUGAGAGAGUAAAAUAUCUUUCAAAAAUAGAGCGUGCUGAUUUUGAAGUUACAUUCAAAGACGGAUUAUUAAUAUAUAAGAAAAGCGGAAAUCCAGUUCACACAAAUUCAACAGAUGCACCAGAAGAUGACGCGCUGAACACAUCAACAGAUCUCGAUGUAGAUCUCGAUGUAAGUCGAGAUCCUUCGCCCGCACCUAGCAUUAAUGACGCUGAUGAUGACGAGAAUGUUUCAUCAACCCUUCGUCGACGUCCGUCAGGAAAACGUGAAAAAUGGAUCUAUGUUACGGACUGUCAUGGGAAUUUUUAUGUGGGCCAAAAAAAGAAAGGACAUUUUCAUCAUUCAUCUUUUUUAGCUGGAGGCGCAAUUGCUGCUGCUGGUGGAAUCAAAGCUCAACAUGGAAAAUUAAUGGAGCUUAAUCCAAAAUCCGGCCAUUAUAAGCCUUCUCAAAUUCAUUUCAGCGCUAUUGUCAAUCGAUUGAAAGACGAAAAUGUUGAUUUGAGUAAUGCAAAGUUGACUUAUCCAAACGAUAUGAUGGAGAAACAUCUAAUUGCCAAAUAUAAAGUCAAGCGGUUUGCUGACCUGGCAUUAGUUUAUCAUCAAUUUGUACAUGAUGCCAGUAAUAUGAUCAACAGGGAAAUUGAUUAUGUAGAUCGUCACGUUACAAAAUUUUCGAGUACGUUCAGAAAAAAUGUGAAAUCCUUAACUCAUGAAGCAAAAGUAUCUUUGCGAGAAUUGUUUAAUAAAAAGCUUGAUAAUGAUAAGGAUGAUCAAAUUGAGGUUCAGGCGUUGAAUACAAACGAUGGGGAUUCCUGUAAAAGUGGCAACAUUACCAAUGAAUUGCCUGAAGGCAAAAUUGAAUCUAACAUAAUCGAAGAAGAUUCUAAAGUGAAUCAAAAGCGAAAAUCCCACGGGAUCUUUCACGAGUUCCGCAGAAGUAUUUCAUCAAGCAUCUCAUCACUUUCAUCAAUAAUUUUUGGACAAGAUAAUAAGACAGACAAUGACUCGAGUACAGGAAGUAGGCGCUCAUCAUUUAGAGAUAGUGGAGAUUAUCAGCACCAGAAAUCACGCUUUAUGAAUUUAAAAUUAGGACAUAGUAAAGAUGGUGAAAAUCCUACCAAAUGA
This is a messenger RNA of Dentiscutata erythropus, 1710 nucleotides long. The record is from the annotation of a GenBank genome assembly. Lineage: Eukaryota; Fungi; Glomeromycota; Glomeromycetes; Diversisporales; Gigasporaceae.